Zingiber officinale is the source of this 1585-nucleotide messenger RNA. RefSeq names its product 2-oxoglutarate and iron-dependent oxygenase domain-containing protein CP2-like. The record is from RefSeq and is a predicted model, not a curated record. Gene Ontology annotation, molecular function: iron ion binding; oxidoreductase activity, acting on paired donors, with incorporation or reduction of molecular oxygen; L-ascorbic acid binding. The transcript is spliced from 9 exons. Bases 240 to 1376 code for a protein of 378 amino acids. NCBI's taxonomy places the organism in Eukaryota, Viridiplantae, Streptophyta, Magnoliopsida, Zingiberales, Zingiberaceae.
UGACUUUCAGCAUCCCCUCCAAACGGAAACCCUAAUUUUGCUCCAGGGCUUAUGGCAAUCCCGUGAUAAAUAGCCCUCGGCCGUGACAUUGUUUAAUCCCGUCUAUUUCCUACUCUCUCCAACCUUACACCAUAUCGCGAAACCCUAACGCUAAACAUAUCCUCUUAUUCUCCGCCAGAGGUCCGUCGGGAACUGAUCCCAUCUCCUCCCUGGGCGCCGGAGUCUCCGGGAGCAGAGAGAUGUCGCUGGACGGGGUCGUCGAUCGAAGGGAGGGCUCUCCAGUGGGCAAUGGGAACGGGACGGCCAGGCCGACGUACGGAGACCGGCGCCUGAGGCUGAAUCCCAACACGGAGCACAGGCCGGAACGGUACGAUGAUGUUGGGUCAGAAUUGGUCCCGGCAAUUUUCAGCUCCUUGGAGCGGCACCUCCCUCCGAUCAUGCUCGAGGUGCCGCGGGAUGCCAAGUUGCAGUUAAUGAAGGAUAUCCUUGCGCGUUACUUGCCCGAGGGGGAAUGCAGCAGGGUUCAGAAGCAUAAAGCAUACAGGCAGAAAUUGAUUUCAGCUUAUCAGCCUUUACAUAAAGAACUAUACAAUCUGCAACCAUCAACGUUUUUUAUGCCAUCAUUUCUUAAGGCAAUCAAUGAUAACACAGAGGAGAGCUUCAGAAAUAUACUGUCAGAACCUUCUCCUGGAAUUUAUAUAUUUUCUAUGCUGCAGCCAAGUUUAUGUGAAAUGUUAUUAGAUGAGGUGGAAAAUUUUGAAAAGUGGGUUAAUUCAGUCAAGUUCAAAAUAAUGCGACCAAAUGCAAUGAACAAGUAUGGUGCUGUGCUUGAUGACUUUGGCAUGGAAACAAUGCUUAACAAGCUUAUGGAUGACUUCAUCUCUCCAGUUGCUAGAGUAUUUUAUCCUGAGGUUGGUGGGUCAACUCUGGAUUCACAUCAUGGUUUUGUGGUUGAGUAUGGCAAGGACAAGGAUAUCGAACUAGGUUUCCAUGUGGAUGAUGCGGAAGUCACUUUAAAUGUAUGCCUGGGAAAAGAUUUUUCUGGGGGUAAUUUGUUUUUCCAGGGAGUUCGAUGUGACAAGCAUGUGAACACAGAGACACAACCAGAGGAGUUCUUUGAUUAUUCUCACGUCCCUGGCCAAGCUGUACUCCAUCGUGGCCGUCAUCGACACGGAGCUCGUCCGACAAAUUCUGGACAUAGAAUCAACAUGCUUUUAUGGUGCAGAAGUUCAAUCUUUAGAGAGAGGAGGAAAUUUCAGAAGGAUUUCUCUAGUUGGUGCGGCCAGUGCCAGCUUGCGAAGAAAGAAAGGCAGCAUCAGUGGGUCACCACUACCAAGCUGGCAUUUCUUAGAGGUUGUGGAGGAGGCAAGAUUUGAGUUGCUUUCAUAUGUACUGUGUUAUGGGUGUGGCUGUAAAUUAACUCGCCUAUCACCCAGAUGGAUUCUUUACCUAUAUCAAUGGCUUGGAUUUCACUAGCUCCAGCUUUAAGUUGAAUUUGGGAAGGAACCUGCAACCUGUAAAAAUUUCCUUCUUCCUUUGAUUUCACCUGUCAAUUGGCCUCUCUCAAGUUUUAACUCUUUGUCAA